AUGCUCAAUCUGGCCCAGCUCCAAAGCCAAACUCGUGAGCUUUUAGCAGCCCUCAAGCAGCUCACGGAGCAUUGUCCUUCGGCCGUCGAUGGAACGACUGAAGGCAUGAUCCCAGGGCUUUCACCGUGGUCAACGACUGGGGAAUCGGGGGAGGCGACCCGAGCACGAGAGACGGUACUGAAAUGUCUUGCGAAGCUGCAAGUUUCGCUGGCAGGUCCGAUUGAUGUCCUCCAGCACAUGGCGAGCCAGACCCAGCUUCUUGCGUGCUUACAAUGGCUAGGAGAGUUCCAAGUGCCAGCCUGCAUCCCGCUCGACGGCAGUGCCUCCAUCAAAGAUGUCGCGGAGCUCAUUGGCGUUCCUGAAAACCACAUCUGUCGGAUCGUGCGUAUGGCAAUCACUGCAGGCUUUCUGCAAGAGCCGGAACUUGGGCACGUGGCUCACAGUCCGUUGUCGGCUGCUUUCGUGACGAAUCCCUCUUACCUUGACGCCGCGAUGUUCCUGGCUAGAAUCACAACUCCCGCUGCCCUGAACAUGCCCUCAAUCACUCGACAGCGCACAGCCGGCAUGUGUGAACGGGUAAAUCAAGUUGAACAAAACAAUAAUAUUAUCAAUAUGGUUACCUCUUCCACCCUCGACGAGACGGCCCUGCCUCGGCUGGAGCGGCAGUGGUAUGCGUAUCUACGAUUUGGCACCGGAAACCUAUGUGACACGGCCACAGAUAUUAUAUCCUGUUUGAACUCAUUCCAAGGCACCAGCGCGACAGUGGUCGAGGUGGGAGCGCGUUCAUUGGACCGUGCGAUGACGCUUGCUAAUCGAUACCCUACGCUCCGGUUCAUCAUUCAAAUUCACCUGCCCAGCUCUGCGUCUGGUAGCGGCAAAGAUGAGGCCAAGUAUGACCGUACGCGGGCCAUCCGCUCCCAUUCGCAGAUCACAGUGCAGUAUCGCACACCGGGUACGCCCCAGCAGAUUCAAGACGCGGCGGUCUAUAUCAUCAACUUUCCCCUCCCGUUCCCGGGCGUGUCAUCAUGCUCCAUCUCCGCGCAGCUCGAGACGGAGCUGCGAGCACAUUUGCAGGCGUUGCGCUUGAGCCCGGCAGCGACGCUGGUUCUCACAGCACCCGCGCUGCCUGAGCGGGGGGCGAGGGGCACCGAGGUGGCGGUGCUCACUCGUAUUCGCGACCUCUCUUUUUUGCAGCUCGCCAACGAUCGGGAGCCGGAAAUCUCAGAGCUAAUCAAUCUGUUGAACGGGGUGGGUGACAGUGAGGGUCGGUUUGUCGUGGUGAAAAAG
Aspergillus aculeatus ATCC 16872 is the source of this 1287-nucleotide messenger RNA. RefSeq lists its product as uncharacterized. Lineage: Eukaryota; Fungi; Ascomycota; Eurotiomycetes; Eurotiales; Aspergillaceae. The transcript is spliced from 3 exons. The annotation marks the transcript as partial. Gene Ontology annotation, molecular function: methyltransferase activity. The record is from RefSeq and is a predicted model, not a curated record.